UGCCUCGCAUUGCUUCUCUUCAAUAUACACAAAGGUGUCUGUGAUGCUAGUGUGCGCUGGUUGAUUAAUUUCUCACCUUCUCCGUCUCGCGUGGAAUAAGCAUCCUUUCUCUGAAGCAGACGGUCCGCUCUGACAAGUUCUCAAAGGAUAUUGCCCAGAUCUUCAAACUAAAGACAGCAUUUCGAUUGUUUUGAACUCUCUGGUCAUAUUGUAAGGACUGCCUGACCAUAUCGCUUAGUUACGUUCUCUGUAACAUGAAAUUAACUUGAUUGAACAAAAUAAUAUUUCGGAGCAUUUUAUUUCUGUUAAAUUCAAAGAAAAACAUUCGCGUCAGAAGGGACUGCAAUGCCUGACAAAACAAUGAUGAAGAAAGGAAUGGUGACCAAAAUUCAAACGCGAAUAAAGGCACACGAGUCUUUCAAGAACAACUAUGACCUUGUAGGAAAGGAGUUGGGCAGGGGCAAGUUUGCCGUGGUCAAGAAGUGCAUGGAGAAGGCCACCGGGAAGAUGUACGCCGCCAAGUUCCUGCGCAAGAGGCGCAAGGGCGAGGACGCCCGCGGAGACAUCCUGAACGAGAUCGCCGUGCUGGAGCUGGCCAAGUCCAACCCGUACGUGGUGGCGCUGCACGACGUCUACGAGUCCGCCAGCGAGAUCAUCCUCGUGCUGGAGUGCGCUGCAGGCGGCGAGAUCUUCGACCAGUGCGUCGCCGACAACGACGAGGCCUUCACCGAGGAGGACGUCGUCCGAUUGGCUCGCCAGAUCCUCGCGGGUGUGGCAUUCCUGCACAGGAACAACGUCGUCCAUCUCGACCUGAAGCCCCAGAACAUCCUGUUGACCAGCGCUCAGCCCCUUGGGGACAUCCGGAUCGUGGACUUUGGCCUGUCCCGCCGCAUGGACUCCCUGACGGAGGUGCGGGAGAUCCUGGGCACUCCGGAGUAUGUAGCUCCUGAGAUCUUGAACUAUGAACCCAUUAGCACCGCAACAGACAUGUGGAGCAUUGGGGUGCUGACCUACGUCAUGCUGACCAAAGAGUCGCCCUUCCAGGGGGAGAACAAGCAGGAGACCUACCUGAACAUCUCCCAGGGCAUCGUGGACUACUCCCAGGACGUGUUCGAGGGCGUCUCCACCCUGGCCAUCGACUUCGUCCAGGCGCUGCUGCACACAGACCCAAGAAAGCGGGCCACAGCUGAGGAGUGCCUGAGCCACCCCUGGCUGAGCGGUCACUCUCCCCACGUCCACGCCGCCGUCCCCCCCGCCCCCCCGGUGCCGGCCCGCGUGCCCCUGGAGCCGCUGGACGAGACCAGCCAGUCCGAGUCGGAGCCCGAGAGUCCCGUGCCGGCGCCCCAGCUGCUGGUGGUGCCCUCGUCGUUCGCCGCCUUCCCCGGCCAGGGCGAGCUCAAGUCCGGCCGCGACGCCUUCAGCUUCACCGAGCCCUUCCCCUCCCGACAGGAGAUCCAGCAGGAGGUCCUCUGCUGAGCAGCCAAUCAGCAGAGGGCUCCAUUAGCACAGCGGCCAAUGGGGUUCCCUGAUGAUGAACUGUGACUGACUGAUUUGUGCCUGUGUGGUGUGCGGUGCAUGGCUGACAGUGUUGCGGCGUGGACUGCGCCCGUCCGCCUUUCUGCGUGAAUGUGAUGAGGCCUGACCCCUGACCCCAACCUCUCUCCUCUGAGCACACGGCUGGGCCUGCGUGGUGCCCUAGAGACUCGCAACGUUUCUAAAGCCUUCAUACGCCGUUUGUAAAACCUUAAAUAGCAGCUGACCUGAAGAAGGAAAGACUUGAACAGAAAUGAAGACCGUUUUGAAAGGUUUGAAAAUAAAAAAAAGCCAUGUGAUGGCUUUUAAAAAUGCACUCAAGUAUUCACAUUCACCCAUUUCUGAAAGAGUCCUGUCAUUCCUGUACGGGGGAAGUGGAGGUGGUGGGCUGAGUUCUUUUAAGAUGAGGCCUUGAUUGAAUUUUCCGAUAGCCUUACAGUUUGAAAUCCAUUUGGAUGAGAAGUAUGAUUGCAAUGGUGAUGAUGAAGGAUGGUGAAGAGUUAGGCCAUUUAGAGGUCUCCAGGAUACCAGUGAAUGUUAGAGGAAUCUGUCAAGAAGAUUCAUGGCCUUCAUCUGUUUAAUAGUCCACUGGUGACACCCCCCUCCCAUCCACAUUCACCAUUUAAAAUGAAAAAUCUACAAGCACUUUUAUUUAAAUUGUAUAAUUUUAUAGUUUAAACAAAUGUUGAGGCGUCCUUUGCCAAAGACGUGAUGACAUGGUUCAGACAAGCACAAAAUAAUAGUUGUUAGAGGUGUCCAUCCACACAUAUGUAUAUAACCAUACACACACACCACUGUCUCCUAUUAUUCGGAGUGUCCACCAAGUCUCAGAGUUGCAGGUUUUUGAUUUAGUUGUUGUUUUGUUUUGUCAUGUUUUGCUGUUGUUGCACAUGUGACCUGUACUCACAGCUUGGGUUGAAGUGUUUUCACGCACGCUUUUGAACUCGUGCUCCUGUCUGAUCCAAGCGUUUAUUUCUUGAACCUCACUUGCUGAUCAUGUAGAAGAAAUAAAAAUAAAUAAAUAGAAAUAAAAAAAGACGCAAGAAACAAGAUGGCCACCUCAGGAAGUCUACUGUACUUGUUGUGCUGUUUUCUGUUGACUGGGUGGCCCAGAUAUGUGUUGAUUAGGAGGUGUAUAUACAGCUGUCGCUGACUCUGGAGUGGCUAGCUGAGCAAUGACUUGCAUGAGAGAGAGCGAGAGAGCAGUGAGGUGACUUAAGUGCUUAACCUGGGAGAUUCUCCGCAUUGAGAAGAAAGUGAGAAAGCGUCUGCUUUUGGAUAUUUCCUCUCAAGUAAGAAGUCAAAUGUAUAUUUUGUGUGUGUUUUUUUUUCUGUUUUAAGAUGAAUUGUGUAAAAAGUAUUUUUCUAUUGUGGCAUUAUACUGUAAGGAGUGAUAAAAUGGUAUUAAAAUUGUAUUAAGUUUCUUUUUUUUACUCUUUUCUUUCCCUGAUGUUUGCUUUUAAGCUUCAAACAGGUUUGCACUUAGUGGAAGUCCUGAUCUUAAUAUAAAUAAAUGUUAAUGGCAUGCAUCAAAAAUAAAUUUUGUAUGAAACAAG
Molecule: messenger RNA, 3089 nt
Organism: Sardina pilchardus (European sardine)
Lineage: Eukaryota; Metazoa; Chordata; Actinopteri; Clupeiformes; Clupeidae
Gene: stk17al
Product: serine/threonine kinase 17a like
Exons: 7
Coding region: 346-1476 (376 amino acids)
Biological process (GO): intracellular signal transduction; positive regulation of apoptotic process; protein phosphorylation
Cellular component (GO): nucleus
Molecular function (GO): ATP binding; protein serine/threonine kinase activity
Source: RefSeq, a predicted model, not a curated record